AUGCAGCUCUCAAUCUCCACCAUUGGGCUCUACGCAACCCUCUCCCUCACAGCAUACAACGACCUGUCCAUCAGUGCUGGGCAGGCCGGAGAUGCACAGGCAAAGGCCCUGGCCAAGAUCAGCAUCGACAGCACCUCCGACCUCGCCAAUGUCAGCAAAGCAGAGCUACAGAUUGUCAAGAAGGUGGCGAUCCAGAACGGCAAAAUAAAGAACAAGGUUCUGAAGCUCUCUGCCGCAGUUCUGGCCCUUCAGAUCCAGGAGGUGCAGGGUGACAGCAGUGUUGCGUCGAAAUUGGCAGUAGAGCAGAAGAAGCUGAACAACAACAUUGCGUUGGACACAAAGGCUGCCGGCCAAGACAGCACUGCGGUUUCUUUCGAUGGGACUUCCUAA
This is a messenger RNA of Pseudogymnoascus destructans, 390 nucleotides long. RefSeq lists its product as uncharacterized. The coding region runs from base 1 to 390 and encodes 129 amino acids. The transcript is spliced from 3 exons. The record is from RefSeq and is a predicted model, not a curated record. NCBI's taxonomy places the organism in Eukaryota, Fungi, Ascomycota, Leotiomycetes, Thelebolales, Thelebolaceae.